Messenger RNA from Microtus oregoni (creeping vole), 2426 nucleotides. It is a transcript of the gene Sirt5, whose product is annotated as sirtuin 5. Gene Ontology annotation, molecular function: protein-succinyllysine desuccinylase activity; protein-malonyllysine demalonylase activity; NAD+ binding. Lineage: Eukaryota; Metazoa; Chordata; Mammalia; Rodentia; Cricetidae. The transcript has 10 exons. The record is from RefSeq and is a predicted model, not a curated record. The coding region runs from base 270 to 1202 and encodes 310 amino acids.
AGCGACAGGAUGGGUGGCGGAAACUCCUGGGAGCAACCGGGCCCCGGAAGGCGGUGACCUGGAGGAAGGGCACUUUGGCUAAGGUGACAGGGGCAGGCUGUUGUGGUGGCGAAGGAAGUGCAGAAAGCAGAGGAUGGCGACACAGUCUGAAGAAUGGCUGUGCUGACAUUUCCUCCACAUCCUUGUUAACAUUAGCUUUGGUCCUUGUGAUAAAAGCCACGCCAGCAGAGCUAAGCCUGCUGGAGAAGCAGUACUUCAAAGAAACCCUGAUGCGACCGCUCCAGAUCCUUCCCGGCCAAUUCAUUUCCCAGCUGUGUUGUGGACUGAAGCCUCCAGCCUCCCCGCGAAGCAAGAUCUGCCUCACCAUGGCUCGUCCAAGUUCAAAUAUGGCAGAUUUCCGGAAGUGUUUUGCAAACGCCAAGCACAUAGCCAUCAUCUCAGGGGCUGGCGUUAGUGCGGAGAGCGGGGUUCCAACUUUCAGAGGAGCAGGAGGUUAUUGGAGAAAAUGGCAAGCUCAGGACCUGGCGACUCCACAGGCCUUUGCCCGCAACCCAUCACAGGUGUGGGAGUUCUACCACUACCGGAGGGAGGUCAUGAAGAGCAAGGAACCCAAUCCCGGGCACCUGGCCAUUGCCCAGUGUGAAGCCCGGCUACGUGACCAGGGCCGACGGGUUGUAGUCAUCACUCAGAACAUCGAUGAGCUGCACCGCAAGGCUGGCACCAAGAACCUGCUGGAAAUCCACGGGACCUUGUUUAAAACUCGGUGCACCUCAUGCGGCAAUGUCGCUGAGAACUACAAGAGUCCGAUUUGUCCAGCGUUAGCAGGAAAAGGGGCUCCAGAACCAGAGACCCAGGACGCCAGAAUCCCAGUUGACAAACUUCCCCGGUGUGAGGAGGCCGGAUGCGGUGGCUUGCUGCGACCUCAUGUGGUGUGGUUUGGAGAAAACCUGGAUCCUGCUGUUCUGGAGGAGGUGGACAGAGAGCUCGCCCUCUGUGACCUGUGUCUAGUGGUGGGAACAUCCUCUGUGGUCUACCCAGCUGCCAUGUUUGCCCCUCAGGUGGCCUCCAGGGGAGUCCCAGUGGCCGAGUUUAACACGGAAACCACCCCAGCCACCAACAUAUUCAGGUUUCAUUUUCCAGGACCCUGUGGGACAACACUUCCUGAAGCCCUUGCUCCUCAUGAAACUGAAAGGGUUUCUUAAUUGUCCUGUGGAAAGAGGAGAAGAUUGUGUAGCGCAUAACCAGGGCACUAACAGGAGAAGAGGUUUUGUGGAUGACAAGCUGAACUUUGGAAAACCUAAAAUUACCCUUUGAGCCCCUAGAGGACAAUCUGUGAAGGGAUUGGGCAUCAAAACGCCAACAGCAGUGUUUUCUUUGGAGAGGCUGAUGGACUGUCAAGUUCUUCCAUCUUAUUUGAUUUCAACUGAAAUAUGAGUAUUUUGGAUUUGCUGUUCUUGGUCACUUACUGGGAGGGAAAAAUUUGUACUUAAAUUGCUUGAGAAGAAGGUGAUUAUACAAACUGUUUGUUUGUAUCUUGGGCAAAAAUAGAAAUAGAGAAUUAAAACCCUAAAAGUUAAACCCUAGUAAAUUUUUUGGCACACAUUUUUGUGGAAAUGAAACCAUCCUUUAUAGUUGAUAACUUAUUGUAUAAGGAUGCUCUUCCAAGAGAUGUCUUUGUUGGGGGCUUCUUUUCCCUUUUCUUUUCAGUACUUACUUCGCUUGGAUGCCUUACCUUAAAGAAUAUGCAAGAACUCAUGCAAGGCAAGAAAAGGAACAGCCAAGUAGAAAUGUCAGGAUGAGAAAAAGAAUAAUGCUAAUCCAGGACGGAGCAGAUGAGCUGCCUCUGAGGGAAGGAAGUGAUGGGUGAUCAUUGCUGAAGGUGACAGAUGGAGAGCAUCGUCUCUGCUGGUCUACAUCAUCACUCAAUGUCAUAAAUGAAGGGGAACAUCAUCUCUGCUGGUCUACAUCAUCGCUUAGUGUCAUAAACAAGGGUAUGUGGUUUCUACUGGUCUAAGAGCUCCACUGGACCCUGAGAAUGACCUUUUUACUUUGCACUAUAAUAGCAAGAAUGCUGCACUGUCUCUGAACCCCACCUGCUGAUACAGCCCUGGGCUUGAACUGUGGCAGGGAUGUGAGGCCUAGAGAGGAGCAGUGGCCACUAGCGAAGAGGAUAAAGAUCAUACAUAAUGCUCUCCCUUGGGUCCAGUCAGUUCCCCAGGUCACGAUGCACCCGGGCUGCCUCCCCUCAGCCCGUCUCAGAACUCCACUUAUUUUAGUACUCCAGGCAUCUGUCAAUAGUUAGCUUUCUCAUGGCUGUGACCAAAAUUCCUGACAAAAAUUAAUUUAAAGGAUGAAGGGUGUAAGUGAAGAAUGCUUCUUCAUUUCCUGGCCGCCCAAACCCACAUAAUAAUACAGAAACUAUAUUA